Messenger RNA from Selaginella moellendorffii, 366 nucleotides. RefSeq names its product 17.3 kDa class II heat shock protein. The record is from RefSeq and is a predicted model, not a curated record. Lineage: Eukaryota; Viridiplantae; Streptophyta; Lycopodiopsida; Selaginellales; Selaginellaceae. The transcript has 2 exons. The coding region runs from base 1 to 366 and encodes 121 amino acids. Gene Ontology annotation, biological process: protein folding; protein complex oligomerization; response to heat.
AUGACGAGCACUUGUGUAGAUGUAAAGGAGCUUCCUAAUUCUUACAUCUUUGUGGCCGACGUCCCCGGCCUGAAGAACACGGACGUGAAGGUACAAGUUGAGAACGAUAGUAUUCUAAAGAUCAGCGGAGAACGGAAACGAGAUGACAAUCCCAACCAUGACAUAAAAUAUGUUAGAGUUGAACGCUCGUCCGGCAAAUUCAUGCGAAAGUUUAACCUUCCGGCCAACGCCAAUCUGGAAACCAUCUCGGCUACUUGUCUCGACGGCCUUCUCACUGUUGUUGUGCCAAAGAUCCCAGCGCCAGAGAGCCACAGGCCAAAGACUUUUGAUAUUGCAGUUGCCAACAUCAACUUCGUCUACAAGUGA